This is a messenger RNA of Anthostomella pinea, 1050 nucleotides long. Lineage: Eukaryota; Fungi; Ascomycota; Sordariomycetes; Xylariales; Xylariaceae. The record is from the annotation of a GenBank genome assembly.
AUGUUCUCUGACCUGACAGUAUCUAGCUUGAAGCACGUUCAAAACAUCGUCGGUUUCCGCGAAAUCAAGAAACAAGGGUCACUGCCCGCUGCUGCGAAAGGGUUCUCCAAGCAGCUUUGCUUCGACGUACGGGACCACGUCUAUGCUCUGCGAGGGGUGGUUGAAGGUGGCUCUCGGAUCAAUGUCGACUACGACAUCUCGCCGCAACGCCUUUUGCUAGACACGCUGGACUUCUUACAAUAUGGGGUUUCGUACAUCAACUAUGAUGACCUUAUACAUCUCGAGACAGCCCUGGAUCUUGAGCCUGCGACUAUCCUGGCUGAACCGUCACUACGAGAGGGGGUAGAAGCGCCGAAGUACAACCUGCCACUGUGGCUAAAAUCCUACUACGAGCCAUGCGGGCAGAACGGAAGAUCACAUGACUAUCCCAGUUGUGUCAAGGUUCAUACGCACCCGCGUAGGUCUUCGACGUAUUGCAUCAAACGGUUAUAUUACGACAACCCAACCUCCGGGUCAUGCUUGUCUGUGCGCGAACCACGACAAAGUUCACAGUCCGAUUCGUUAGAUCCAGGUACCAUGUUCGGACUCGACAUCCUCGGAUUCAUGGCUCCGGGCAUCAGAAUUUCGCUUCUCAUUCACAAUGAGACAGUUAGCCUGGGAUAUACGCUUUCUCCCUUCGACGACAUGUACAUCAUGCCACUGCUCCCCGAAGCGGAAAGGAAACCUGAAUCAGUCAGCAACCUAUCAGACAGAGGGACCGCUCCAGCUGUGCGCCCGGAACUCAUCUGGCCAGUAACUAACGCCGAUGGUCCGGCCGACCGGCGAGUCCGCAAGCCUCAGCAGCUAGCACUGCUCGGCCAAGGCGACGACCUCCUAUACGACAUCUCCGGCUCAGACGACGACGGUCAAGUGGACGAGAGUCCAUCUGACGAGCCCGCCGGCGGCGAUGGCCCUAUAGAGCCUGUAGUCGGCAUACAGACUGAAAUUGUCAUGGAAGACAUUGUAGACGAUCAAAGCCUGCCGAGCCGCAAGAGGACGCGGUGUCCCUGA